Paramisgurnus dabryanus is the source of this 1758-nucleotide messenger RNA. Its product is annotated as myeloid-associated differentiation marker. The record is from RefSeq and is a predicted model, not a curated record. Gene Ontology annotation, cellular component: membrane. NCBI's taxonomy places the organism in Eukaryota, Metazoa, Chordata, Actinopteri, Cypriniformes, Cobitidae.
CCAACGUGUGGGUUUGUCAACAUGGAUGACCCUGAAAAGAAAUCCACGCUGUUUGAGGAAGUAAAAAGCGCUACAGAAAUCUGAAAAAAAAAUUCAAGUAAACUUUAUCAGUGCUUACAAUGGUGCACGUGGAUUUCAGAACCCUCAUUUUGCCAGUUGACAUUGUGCGGAUAUCAGCGUUUGUCCUGACAUGCACCUGCUUUUCAUUGGUGGCAUCCGUAGGUGUCGGGAACUCGAGUCUGUCCCACUGGUCCUGGUGCAUGUUCUGCUGGUGCUUCUGUUGCUUCAUGACGCUCCUCAUCCUCAUUUUGGAGUUCACCAACCUGCACACCAAGGUGCCCAUCUCGUGGGAGGACUUCACCACGGCCUUCGCCAUGUUGGCGGCACUCAUGAUGGCCACAACUUCGAUCAUCUACCCGACGUUCUUCACCUGCCCUUCUUGCUCCAGACAGAUCGGGGCAUCAACCGUCUCCUGGUUGUGUUUUGGGCUCUAUGCGGUUGAAGUAUGGUUGGUCCACAAAAGACCCGGUGAGAUUAGUGGUUUUCUCAGCACUGUUCCUGGUCUCCUUAAGAUUAUUGAAACCUUCAUUGCCUGCAUCAUAUUCACCUCUCUGGACCCGGCGGAGUACAAGAAGUUUCCUGGUCUGCAGUGGUGCGUGGCCGCCUAUUCGCUCUGCUUUGUUUUCUCAUUGCUCAUCAUCCUCCUGACCAUCGCCAGGCUGUUGCUUGUAUUUCCUCAUUUUUUUGACGUGCUGGUCACCGUCUGUAACGCGCUGGCUGCUGUUAUGUACACUACUGCUAUUGUGAUCUGGCCGCUGUAUGCAUUUAAGGGAAACCCACGGCCUGAAAAUUGUAACCACUGCGUGUGGGAUGACCUUGUCGUGGUGACCUUUAUGACUUUACUUAACUUUUUGGUGUACAUCGCAGACACGGCUUACUCUGUUAAACUUGUAUUUUUUACCCGUCAGGAGCAUGAAUAACAAGAUAUACAGUUUAAUCAACUUCAAAUUAUAUAAAUCAUUUAAACUUUAUUCCCUAGUGAGGCGUCGCUAUAAAUGAUAAAAAAUUAAGUUGAAUUGACUUAAAUUAUUUCAACUUUAUAAUAAUUUAAUAAUAAUAAUAAUAAUUUAUAGCAACUCCUCACUAGUCAAGAAAGUUGAAAUAAGUUUUCAAAUUCAAUUUGAUUAAACUUAUAGGGGUGGUUUCCCAGGACUAGGUCUUAAUUUAAUUAGGAAAUAAAUCUAGUUUUAACAAUCAUGCCUUACUAAAAACAUUACUUGUGUGCAUUUUGAGGCAAAACAAAGGGCACUUUGUCAGUACAAGUUGUUUUCAGUUUCAGUAUUUUAGGACUAGUCUAAUCCCUGUCUGAAAAACCACCCCAUUGUGUUAAUAUUUAUUCAUAGAAAGAUAUGCUUUAUGGGUUAAUGAUUAACUCUUUAUAUGGCAUAUUGGCACCAUUACGGUACAUAGUAUUGGUUUAUAUCACUCAAUAAUACAAUAAUACAAACAGUUUUCUGUUAUGAAGUUGGCACAAACUUGACUCUAUUUGUGCAAUAAAGGUUUGCUUUAGUGCUGAAAGGAAAAGAAGUUGUAAUUUAAAGUUUGUAAAACUAUUUUCUGUUUUCUUAGUUAUGUUUAGGGUGUUGACUUCAAUUUUUAAACUGCUUAUUUAAUUUGCAUAUAUAAUAGAUUAUAUACUUUUAUUUGAGCACACUAUACGUAAAAUUGUUUUACUUUAUUAUACAUAACUUUUUCCAA